This is a messenger RNA of Chanos chanos (milkfish), 7266 nucleotides long. Its product is annotated as spectrin beta chain, non-erythrocytic 1-like. Gene Ontology annotation, cellular component: spectrin. The record is from RefSeq and is a predicted model, not a curated record. The transcript has 36 exons. Gene Ontology annotation, molecular function: actin binding; phospholipid binding; structural constituent of cytoskeleton. The coding region runs from base 138 to 7151 and encodes 2337 amino acids. NCBI's taxonomy places the organism in Eukaryota, Metazoa, Chordata, Actinopteri, Gonorynchiformes, Chanidae.
GGGAGAUUCUGCGUCUCUUGCUCAGCGUUUCACCUCCGCAGUCCUGCCUGGGCUUUUUGUGCAGUUCGACGCCUACUCCCUGACUGGGCUUCAUGAGAAAAAGCUGAUGACCAGUUGAAGGCACUGAAAAGUCAAAGAUGACGUCAGUCGCUGCCGAAUACGACCACAUGGAGAUCCAACAACAGUACAGCAGCGACGUUAACAAUCGCUGGGAUGCUGACGAAUGGGACAACGAAAACAGCUCUGCUCGACUGUUUGAGCGGUCCCGCAUUAAAGCUCUCGCAGAUGAGCGAGAGGCGGUGCAGAAGAAGACCUUCACAAAAUGGGUGAACUCCCACCUUUCCCGAGUGUCAUGCCGUAUCACAGACCUCUACAUGGACCUCAGAGAUGGGCGCAUGCUCAUUAAACUACUGGAGGUGCUGUCCGGAGAGAGGCUGCCAAAGCCCACCAAAGGUCGUAUGAGGAUCCACUGUCUGGAGAAUGUAGACAAAGCCCUGCAGUUCCUCAAGGAGCAAAGAGUUCACCUGGAGAACAUGGGCUCCCAUGACAUUGUCGAUGGAAACCACAGGCUCACGUUGGGUCUCAUCUGGACCAUCAUUCUACGUUUCCAGAUCCAGGACAUCAGUGUUGAGACAGAGGACAGUAAAGAGAAGAAGUCUGCCAAGGAUGCUCUGCUUCUGUGGUGUCAGAUGAAGACUGCAGGGUAUGCCAGUGUGAACAUUCACAAUUUCACCACCAGCUGGAGAGAUGGCAUGGCUUUCAAUGCUCUUAUUCACAAACACAGACCUGACCUGAUUGACUUUGACAAACUGCAGAAGUCCAAUGCUCACUAUAACCUGCAGAACGCCUUCAAUCUGGCAGAGCAGCACCUGGGUCUCACCAAACUGCUCGACCCAGAAGAUAUCAGCGUGGACCAUCCUGAUGAAAAGUCCAUUAUAACCUACGUUGUAACAUACUAUCACUACUUCUCCAAGAUGAAAGCCCUGAAGGUGGAGGGCAAGCGUGUUGGGAAGGUGCUUGACAACGUCAUAGAAACUGAUAAGAUGAUUGAGAGAUACGAGUCUUUGGCCUCAGACCUUUUGGAAUGGAUUGAACAGACCAUCAUUAUUCUCAACAAUCGCAAAUUUGCCAACUCUCUGGUGGGUGUUCAACAGCAGCUUCAAGCCUUCAACACCUACCGCACAGUGGAGAAGCCCCCCAAGUUUACAGAAAAAGGUAAUCUGGAAGUGCUUCUCUUCACCAUUCAGAGCAGGAUGCGAGCCAACAAUCAGAAAGUGUACAUGCCUCGUGAAGGCAAACUCAUAUCCGACAUAAACAAGGCAUGGGAAAGGCUAGAGAAGGCAGAGCAUGAGAGGGAGCUGGCUCUGAGGACAGAGCUUAUUCGGCAGGAGAAACUGGAGCAGCUUGCACGGAGAUUCGACCGUAAGGCGGCCAUGAGAGAGACGUGGCUGAGUGAAAACCAGCGCCUUGUUGCACAGGAUAACUUUGGCUUUGACCUGCAAGCUGUGGAAGCAGCCACAAAGAAGCAUGAGGCCAUCGAAACUGAUAUUGCUGCAUAUGAAGAACGUGUACAGGCAGUGAUUGCUGUGGCGAAAGAGCUGGAAGCAGAGAACUACCAUGACAUCAAACGCAUCACCGCUCGUAAGGACAACGUGCUACGUCUGUGGGACUACCUCCUGGAGCUGUUGAGAGCUCGCAGACAGAGGCUAGAGCUGAACCUAGGCCUUCAGAGGAUCUUCCAAGAGAUGCUCUACAUCAUGGACUGGAUGGAUGAGAUGAAGAUGCUGCUGCUGUCUCAGGACUAUGGGAAGCACCUGCUGGGGGUGGAAGAUCUGCUUCAGAAGCAUGCACUGGUUGAGGCUGACAUUGCUAUCCAGGCCGAUCGUGUUAAAACUGUCAAUGCCAACGCGCAGACAUUUGCUGUUGACACUGAAGGCUAUAAGCCAUGUGACCCACAAGUAAUUCGGGACCGUGUGGCCCAUAUGGAAUUCUGCUACCAGGAGUUGAAUCAGCUUGCAGCUGAACGACGUGCUCGGUUAGAAGAGUCCCGCCGUCUGUGGAAGUUCUUCUGGGAGAUGGCAGAGGAGGAAGGUUGGAUCCGGGAGAAAGAGCAGAUCCUGUCCUCAGACGACUGUGGCAAGGACCUCACCGCCGUGUUGCGACUGCUGACCAAACACAAGGCCUUUGAAGACGAGAUGAGCGGCCGUGCGGGGCACCUGCAACAAACCCUACGUCAGGGCGAGGAGCUGGUGGCCGCCAACCAUUUUGGCUCAGACAAGAUCAGCGAGCGCAUCAAAGAUAUUCAGGAGCAGUGGGCCAACCUUGAGCGUCUGUCGGCCGUACGCAAAGCCAAGCUGCAGGAGGCCUGCAACAUGCACCAGUUCCAGGCCGACGCAGACGACAUGGACGCUUGGAUGCUUGACGUUCUCCGAAUUGUCUCCAGCGCCGAUGUUGGCCACGAUGAGUUCUCCACACAGACACUUGUGAAGAAACAUAAGGACGUGGCAGAGGAGAUCGCCAGCUACCGGCCAGUCCUAGAUGCACUGCACGAACAGUCUAGCACGCUGCCCACCGAAUGUGCCCAGUCUGCGGAGGUGAAAGGCCGCUUGGCAGGCAUUGAGGAGCGGUAUAAGGAAGUGACGGAGCUGACCAGGCUUAGGAAACAAGCCCUUCAGGAUGCGUUGGCCUUGUACAAGAUGCUAAGUGAGGCAGAUGCAUGUGAACUCUGGAUUGAUGAGAAGGAACAGUGGCUGAACAACAUGCAAAUCCCUGAGAAACUGGAAGACCUGGAGGUCAUUCAGCACAGAUUUGAGAGUCUGGAGCCUGAGAUGAAUAGCCAGGCAUCACGUGUUGCUGUGGUGAACCAGAUUGCUAGGCAGCUGAUCCACAGUGGUCACCCCAGUGAGAAAGAAAUCAAAGCCCAACAGGACAAACUCAACACAAGGUGGAGUCAGUUCCGUGACUUGGUGGAUCAGAAGAAAGACUCCCUUAACUCUGCUCUGGGUGUGCAAAACUACCAUUUAGAGUGUAAUGAGACCAAGUCCUGGAUCCGUGAGAAGACCAAGGUGAUCGAGUCCACUCAAGAUCUUGGCAACGAUCUGGCAGGUGUAAUGGCCUUACAGCGUAAGCUGACUGGAAUGGAACGUGACUUGGCUGCCAUUGAAGACAAGUUGGGUGACCUUGGCAAAGAGGCUGAAAGGCUGGCAGAAGAGCACCCAGAGCAGGCCCCAGGCAUCAAGGGGCGCUUAGGAGAGAUCACAGAUGUUUGGGAAGAGUUGAAAGGGACCCUGCGUGUUCGUGAGGAAUCUCUGGGAGAGGCCAGCAAACUGCAGCAGUUCCUGAGGGAGCUUGAUGACUUCCAGGCCUGGCUCUCACGCACCCAAACUGCCGUCGCCUCUGAGGACAUGCCCAACACACUUGCUGAAGCUGAAAAACUGUUGGCCCAGCACGAAGGCAUCAAGAACGAGAUUCGUAACUACGAGGAGGACUACCAGAAGAUGCGAGACAUGGGAGAGAUGGUGACGCAAGGUCAGACAGACGCCCAGUACAUGUUCCUUAGACAAAGGCUGCAGGCACUGGACACAGGCUGGAAUGAGCUACAGAAGAUGUGGGAGAACCGGCAGAACCUUCUCUCACAGUCACAUGCCUACCAGCUGUUCCUCAGGGACACCAAACAGGCAGAGGCCUUCCUCAACAAUCAGGAGUAUGUGCUGGCACACACAGAGAUGCCUACUACUCUUGAAGGAGCAGAAGAAGCCAUUAAGAGGCAGGAGGACUUCAUGACCACCAUGGAUGCUAAUGAAGAGAAGAUCAAUGGUGUAGUUGAGACAGGCCGUAGGCUGGUCAGCGAUGGGAACGCCAAUGCUGACCGCAUCCAGGAAAAAGUGGAUUCCAUCGAUGAGAGGCAUAAGAAGAAUCGCAGGUCAGCGAGUGAUCUGUUGAAUAAGCUGAAGGACAACAGAGACCUGCAAAGGUUCUUACAGGACUGUCAGGAGCUGUCCCUGUGGAUCAAUGAGAAAAUGCUCACUGCCCAAGACAUGUCUUACGACGAAGCGCGUAACCUGCACAGCAAAUGGCUCAAACAUCAGGCCUUCAUGGCUGAACUGCAGUCCAACAAAGAGUGGCUGGACAAGAUUGAGAAGGACGGGAAGCAGCUGGUGGCAGAGAAGCCUGAGACAGAGGCAGUGGUAAAGGAGAAGCUGGACAACCUGAAGAAGAUGUGGGAUGAUCUGGAGUCGACCACCCAGACCAAGGCUCAGUGUCUGUUUGAUGCCAACAAAGCAGAACUUUUCACUCAGAGCUGCGCUGACCUGGACAAGUGGCUUGUGGCACUGGAGGGUCAGAUUCAAUCAGACGAUUACGGCAAAGACCUGACCAGCGUCAACAUCCUGCUGAAGAAACAGCAGAUGCUGGAGAGCCAGGUGGAGGUUCGGCAGAAGGAGGUGGAUGAGCUGCGGUCUCAGGCACAGGCGCUCAGUCAGGAGGGAAAAGACUCAGACGAGGUGGACGGCAGACGCUGUGGGGUGGAGAAGAAAUUCCAGGAACUGCUGGAGCCACUGAGGAAGAGGAGGAGCAAUCUCAUGGCCUCCCGGGAAAUCCACCAGUUCAAUCGCGACGUAGAGGAUGAAAUUCUCUGGGUGGAAGAGAGAAUGCCACUUGCCACAUCCACAGACCAUGGAAACAACCUACAGACAGUUCAACUACUCAUCAAGAAAAAUCAAACUCUCCAGAAAGAAAUUCAGGGUCACCAACCACGCUAUGAUGACAUCUUUGAGCGGAGCCGAAUUGUCUUGAAAGAUGACAGUCCCAACACGGGGCAGAUUCGACAGCGACUGGCCGACCUGCAGCGUCUGUGGGCUUUGAUCAUCGAAGAGGCGGAGAAACGUCACGGCAGACUGGAGGAGGCCCAUAAGGCCCAGCAGUACUACUUUGAUGCAGCAGAGGCUGAGGCCUGGAUGAGUGAACAGGAGCUGUAUAUGAUGUCUGAGGAGAAGGCCAAGGAUGAACAAAGCUCAGUGGCCAUGCUGAAGAAGCAUCAAAUUAUGGAGCAGGCAGUGGAGGACUAUGCUGAGACUGUCCAUCAACUCUCCCAGACCAGCAGGGGCCUGGUGGCAGCAGGACAUCCAGAAAGUGAGAGAAUUAGCAUGAAGCAGUCCCAAGUGGACAAGCUGUACGCAGGACUGAAGGACUUGUCAGAGGAGAGGAGGGGAAAAUUGGACGAGAGAUCCCGUCUCUUCCAGCUGAACCGGGAGGUGGAUGACCUGGAGCAGUGGAUCGCGGAGAGGGAGGUGGUAGCUGGAUCUCACGAGCUGGGCCAGGACUAUGAACAUGUCACUAUGCUACAAGAGCGUUUCCGUGAGUUUGCCCGCGACACUGGAAAUAUUGGACAAGAACGUGUGGAUGCUGUCAACCAGAUGGCAGAUGAUCUGAUCAACUCUGGCCACGCCGAUGCGGCGACCAUUGCCGAGUGGAAAGACGGAUUGAAUGAGGCAUGGGCGGACCUACUGGAGUUGAUUGACACCCGUACUCAAAUCCUGGCCGCCUCCUACGAGCUACACAAGUUCUACCACGAUGCCAAGGAGAUACUGAACCGCAUCCUGGACAAACAUAAGAAGCUUCCAGAAGAGCUAGGCCGAGAUCAGAAUACAGUGGAGGCCUUGCAGAGGAUGCACACCACCUUUGAGCAUGACAUCCAGGCUCUGGGCACACAGGUGAAGACGCUGCAAGAGGACGCCACCCGUCUUCAGUCAGCCUAUGCCGGUGAUAAAGCAGAUGACAUCCAGAAACGAGAGAAUGAGGUUUUGGAGGCUUGGAAGAACCUGCUGGAGGCCUGUGACGGUCGCAGGGUGCGUCUGCUGGACACCAGUGACAAGUUCCGUUUCUUCAGCAUGGUGCGAGAUCUCAUGCUGUGGAUGGAAGACGUCAUCCGCCUCAUUGACGCUCAGGAGAAACCGAGGGACGUGUCAUCAGUGGAGCUCCUGAUGAACAAUCAUCAAGGCAUCAAGGCCGAGAUCGACGCUCGAAACGACAGCUUCACAGCCAGUAUUGAGCUUGGGAAGUCUCUUCUGGCACGGAAACAUUAUGCAUCUGAGGAGAUAAAAGAGAAGUUACUACAGCUGACAGACAAGAGGAAAGAGAUGAUUGACAAAUGGGAGGACAGAUGGGAGUGGCUACGUCUCGUGUUGGAGGUGCAUCAGUUCUCCCGGGAUGCAGGAGUGGCGGAGGCUUGGCUGUUAGGACAGGAACCUUAUCUGUCUGGCCGAGACAUGGGCGAAAACGUAGAUGAGGUGGAGAAGCUCAUUAAGAGGCAUGAGGCCUUUGAAAAAUCUGCUGCCACCUGGGAGGAGAGAUUUGCAGCUCUAGAGAGACUUACUACGAUGGAGUUACUCGAAGUGAGAAGACAGCAAGAGGAAGAAGAGAAGAGGAGGCAGCCUCCACCUGUCGAGGCUCCAUCCUCUGAUACAGUGUCUUUGCAGCAGAGCAGAGAGCGUGAGCAGGUGUCUCAGAAUGGCAUUACAUCAGAACAGGAUUCUCCCAGGGAGGCCACAGGAGGAAGUGAUGUUGUUAAUGGAGUGCCAGAAUCCAGCCCUGGCUCCUCCCCUACAGGAAGUCGUAAAGUAAAGGCAAGCCAGGCUGCCACUCUUCCGGCCAAGGCUCAGGAAACGCCCUCUGCCCAGAUGGAGGGGUUUUUGCACCGCAAACACGAAUGGGAAGGACACAACAAAAAGGCGUCCAGCAGGUCCUGGCACAAUGUGUAUUGUGUCAUAAACAAUCUAGAGAUGGGCUUUUACAAAGAUGCUAAGAGUGCCAGUCAAGGCAUCCCAUACCAUGGAGAGAUACCCAUCAGCCUGAAGGACGCUGUGUGUGAGGUGGCUGUUGACUACAAGAAGAAGAAGCAUGUAUUCAAACUCAGAAUUUCAGAUGGGAAUGAGUAUCUCUUCCAAGCCAAAGAUGAUGAGGAGAUGAACUCAUGGAUCCAGGCAAUCUCAAGCGCCACGCCCACUGAAGUAACCCCCAGCAGCCAUAGCACUCCGGCAUCAAGUCGAGCCCACACCCUGCCCGCUGCCGUCGGCCCGGCAACCGAGGCAAGCCCAGGCAAACGGGAGAAGGACAAAGAGAAACGCUUCAGCCUUUUUAGCAAAAAGAAGUAGACCUUCCUCUGGCACUCAUUUUGUCUCUCUCAUCCUCUUCCUGAAGCGAGACUCCAGCAUGCAAGCUCAGAGCCAAAAUUCCACACUCUGUGCCUAACAUUCCUCUGGAUGGCUU